This is a messenger RNA of Monomorium pharaonis (pharaoh ant), 5412 nucleotides long. Its product is annotated as carcinine transporter. Lineage: Eukaryota; Metazoa; Arthropoda; Insecta; Hymenoptera; Formicidae. Gene Ontology annotation, biological process: transmembrane transport. The record is from RefSeq and is a predicted model, not a curated record. Gene Ontology annotation, molecular function: transmembrane transporter activity. The coding region runs from base 2243 to 4051 and encodes 602 amino acids. Gene Ontology annotation, cellular component: membrane. The transcript has 10 exons.
UUUUUAAAAUAACUAUAUGAACUUUUCAUUUUUUAACAAAAAUUUAGACCUAAAAGAAUUUAAGGAUUUAGGUCAUUUCAUAGUAUCAACUGCACUGUACCAGUACUUUUGCCCAGCACUGUAAAUCUCUCGGAGAACACCUCGCAUUGUGCAUGCUGUGAUAUUAUCAUAAUAGAGAUGCAUCCCAGGUAAUAAGCUCACGUUAUUUGUCAUUAUUUUGACAUCAAAACAACAUCUUUGAUGACAUUUUAACACUAAAACAACGAAUAACGUCAGCUUGCUACCUCAGACGCACACGAUGAUAUAAUCAUGCCGAAUGCAGAUCUAUCAUUGGGGAUUCUCUUAUGAAUGACGAGUUUCCUCAUGAUUCACGUAAACCCAUGUUUCCUCAUCUCUCGCACAAAGAAAUUAGUGACGCGCGUUUCUCUAAUGGUAAUUGCUUCUCGAUUGUAAUUGAUACUUAACUCGUAUUUUCACAUGAGCUUUAUUGAUACUUAAUUUCCAUUAUUGAUUUUUAAACCAAAAUAGAAGCUUUUUCAUUCAUAAUAGACAAUUUAAGAAAAGACACGCCAAGCGGAAAGUUUAAUACUAAAUUAUUAACGUCUAAUUGAACGUUGCAAUAUUAACAAGUGCUAUAAAUUAUUGAGAUUAAAUUGGUUAAUUUUUCAUACUUAAUUAUUUAGGCAUUACAUCAUUGUUCGAUUAAUACUGUUACGUUUGUUAAUAUCCAUCAAAAAUCGAGGGAAACGACAUUUCGUAUGACUGAUUCUCCUACCUGAGCAAUUCUUCGAUACUUGACGAACAAGAAACCGUGCCAAAACAUUUGGCUAAAUAAAAAUACUGUUUUACAUCUUUUCCUUUAACUUUACUUUAACAUCUUACUUUAAAAUUAUGAGUAAUCAUAUUCUUAUUAAAUCAUCACAUAUAUGCGUUACUAAUGAGAUAAUCAACUCGGAAUAAGAUACAAAUCUUAUCAUCCUUAAUUUAAUCAAAUUUAUACUUCCAGGAGCAUUAAUGUCAAGUUUAAAUUUCUUUAGACGCAUUUAAUAUAAUUACAGAAAUUAUGAAAACAAGAAGAUAAAAUAAUACGUUAUUUAUAUGACAAGUUAUUUAUAUAACAUUUAUUAUAAACAAAAUUACACAUAUAAUAUAAUAUAAUUACAAUUAUAAAUAACAUUUUCAAGGUUUUUAUUUGAUAGCAUCUCCGAAAUUGAUGGUUACCGAGCGGAAGAGGUAUAAAUCAUAGACAUUUUAAGUAAGUAAUUAUUAUUACAUAUCCAAUUUCCUAGCUGUGUAUCAGGGAAAUUCAUUAUCUUCGGAUCUUUUCAACCGCCGAGGUCAAAACUCAGCGGCUGGAGGACUAGCAUAAUGCUCUAUCUGAAAUAUAUAUCGCCAUGUAUCUUUUCGACAUAUCGCUCGGAUUUUUCUCAGAGAUUUCGUUCCCUCGUCGAAUAGAUGCGACGAGUGACGCAUUCGCGCUCUUCCCCCGUACUCUUUAUAUCGAUCGUGCUCUCACGUGCGCGCGAAACACACGCGCGAAAGAUUGCGCAGAAAGGAAGGCGAUGACGUUUGCGGAACGAGUGCGUGCGCGAUCGAGAAAGAUCGCGCGCACGGUCGCGUGCGUACGAGAACGCGAUGGGAAAGGAAAAGAAAAAAAAAUCGUUAAAUCCCCGUUAGUACAACGUAUCUGCGUUUCCCAAUGACGUCACAGAAAGUGCGAUCGCGUUGCGACACACAACGUGCGUCGACAGCAGGUCGCGUUUGCCUGCGUUUGCCCGAUCCGCGCCCGGCGUCUACCGGUCCUUGCCGGUCCCCCAUCAAGGUGGGGAAACGCGUGGUUUUCUGCAUCUGUAGUGGAAGAGACUAUAAAGCCCCACCAAUCGGCUGCGCUGCCGACAGUCCGCACGCUUCUCGAAACAACGAUGUAGUGCGUGAAAACGAAAAAUCGAUCGGCGGUGAGACAAAAGUCGGGAAAAAGAAAAUCGGGAUUUUUCCUCCUUUUCCUCUUCGAGAACUUCCUCUUCGUACGAUUGAUCCCGUGAGAGAUCCCGUCGGAAUAUCUUUCGUACUUCUCGCGUUUGAAGUAUAUAUACAUUUUUUUCCCUCAUUCCCUUACUCCUCACGGUCUCUGUAAAGUGAAUCUCUGCUUUGUGGAUUAAUUUACCUUUGUGCGCGAUACAUCGAUUUUUCGUGAUUCUUUACAUUGCUCCCCACGCUAGAAGAAUCAACAGAUAUCGCUACGAUGACGGUCAUGGUCGAGUCCGCGAAAGUAGAGGAGGGCAACGAGAAGAUCGAGAAGAAGAUCGAGAACUUUGACGACAUCCUGCCGUACGUCGGCGAGGCGAGCAGGUACCAAUGGUUCCUGUUCAUCCUACUCCUACCGUUCACUUUCGUUUACGCCUUUUUGUACUUCGCACAAUUCUUCAUCACUCUCGUACCCGCCGAGCAUUGGUGCACCAUACCGGAGUUGGAUCCCUACAAUCUCACAGAUAAUGAAAGGAUCGCGGUAGGGAUACCCCCGGCCACCGACGAGGAAUUGAGGCUGGAGAGCGCGACGUCGUUCUCAAGAUGCUACAUGUACGACGUGAAUUACACCGAGCUACUCGAGCGUGGUGUCAGGCAGGCCAAUCUGUCGUGGCCGAUAGUCCGCUGCAAGCAGGGAUGGACCUUUAACUACACGAUGAUACCGUACGCCUCGAUUGCCGCCGAGCUCGAGUGGGUUUGCGACAAGACUUUCCUCGGUUCCGCGGCCCAGUCGGCCUUCUUCGUCGGCAGUAUCCUCGGUGGCCUGGUAUUCGGUUACAUAGCUGAUCACUAUGGCAGAAUUCCGGCGUUGGUGUCCUGCAACGCGGUAGGAUUCUUCGCCUCCGUCGCCACGGCGUUCUGUAACAGCUUCUGGUCCUUCUGCCUCGCAAGACUGGUCGUCGGCUCGUCGUUCGACAAUUGCUUCAACGUACUCUUCAUCAUCGUGAUCGAAUACGUCGGCCCGAAGUACCGAACUCUGGUGGCGAACAUGUCCUUCGGGAUAUACUUUGCCGCCGCCGCUGGUCUUCUGCCAUGGAUCGCAUAUUGGAUCGCAGAUUGGAGAAUUUUAAGCGUCGUCACUGCAUUCCCGAUGAUCGUCGCUUUCCUCGGUCCGUGGCUCGUCCCAGAAAGUGCACGAUGGUACAUCAUGAGUGGCAAUGUUGACAAAGCGAUCGGUAUGCUAAAGAAAUUCGCGAAAGUAAACGGCAAGGAAGUGAAGCAGGAGGUGUUCGAAGAAUUCGAAAGAAGCUGCAAGAGCAUGAUCGAGCAGGACAAGUCGCACAAUCAGUACACGGUCCUGCACCUGUUCAAGUUGCCUCGACUGGCUCGCAUCACCAUGCUGCUUGUAAUUUAUUGGCUGUUGAUCAUUUUGGUGUUCGACGGGCACGUUUGGAACAUGAAGCUUUUGCAUCCCGACGUAUUCACGUCGUUUUCCUUAGCUUCAAUGACUGAGCUUCCGGCGGCGGUGCUACUGGCACUUUUCCUUGAUAGAUGGGGCAGACGAUGGAUGGGCUUUGCUUCUAUGUUUAUAUGCGGUAUCUUCUCCUUUAUCGCCAUUGGUACUCCCCCCGGUGCAGUAACCGUCGCCAUGGCGAUUUUGGCGCGCCUCGGUGUCAAUAUUGCCGCGAAUAUCGGUUUCCAAUACGCGGCCGAGAUGUUGCCGACCGUAGUGCGAGCGCAAGGUGUGUCUCUGAUUCACAUUAUUGGCUACUUGGCUCACAUCAUUGGACCCUAUGUGAUCUACCUGGCCGACGUCAAUGAACAUUUGCCGCUGAUAACUCUUGGCCUUUUGUCGUUUCUCGAUGCGUUCUUAACCUUAGUGUUACCGGAAACUCUUGACCAAGAAUUACCUGAAACUUUGCAGGAAGGCAACGACUUUGGCUUGGAUCAAAGCUUCUGGUGGAUUCCCUGUAUAUCCUCAACCCCGCAACUGAAGAAAUCAGUGAGAAAGAAAAUGAAGAAGGAGGGCGUGACAAACGUGGCCUUCCACGGCAGUAUUCAAACUAUUGACUGCACGAAAUUAUAACGACCGUCCGACGAUAAUUUGCUAAAUUUGUUGUAAAUAUCGUGACCAAAGUCGUCCGCGUGUGUAUAUGUGUGAUUUUAGGUGUUAAACUGAAGGUGACGCGAUGGACACAUCAAGUGCAAUAACGCGCGGUGAAGCGGCGCGGAGUGCGAACAGAUACGAGGAUAUAAGAAUACGGAUUUCUACGACGAAAGGGCACGUUUAGGAUGACACGAACAUGCGAACAAACUUUGUCAAUGUGAGAGUGCCAGAUUACUUUUCUAAAUUUCAUUUCUUUCGCGACGACCUCGACUUUCGACCUGCGCCGCUCUUCUUCAGAAUGCAGCUGUGUGUACAAAGCUAUUCGACUAAGCGUAGUUUUAUCGAGAGAUUUAUCGGGCAGGCGAGCCAACUUCUCCGUGCCAUUCGCGAGAUAUCACUAGGAAAUCGGAGAUCGAUGUAAUAUCGACGGAUCCGGAACGUUUUUUUUAUGUUACAUAGGAAGCCCGGUGUGCCAAAUGCGGCGUUCCAUUUACUCACGAGCGAAACGUAGAUAAAUAUCGCGUGUCUAUACUGUUAGUAGUGUGUGAAUAUCACACAUUUUUGGCUACUUUAAAUGUGUACCUCCCUGUUUUAAGACGCCCAUGGGUGCGUGAUAUUCACGUGUUUUUUAAAAAUUCACACACUCACAGACGUCUUAAAGAUAAAUUUUCAUAUUCACACCUAAAGACUAAAGAUGAAUUUUUUAAUUCACAAGUUAAAGCGUGUGAUGUUUACACGGUUCGUAAAGAUUCACACACUCACAGACAUUUUCAAACGGGAGACACACAUCACACGCCAUUGCUUCUAACACAUUGUAGACAUUCAUAUACACGUUCGCUGCAAAAGCUUUCGUUCGGCGGAAUUAAAAUACCUAUCUAACAGAGGGACGUCCAUCUCUUCGCUCAUUGUUCCUUGCCUCUCCGAACAACGUCUCUGAGAGCGGUACAUAAAGGACAAUUCAUUUUCUGUACCGAGAUACUGACAGACGGAGAUCACUUUGUUAUCACUCGAUAUUGAAAGGAUGCGACGGACCAAAUCAUGCGAACAGAUAAAAGAACUGUCAUCGCUUUCUUGAUGUAUCAUCAAGAGAUUGUUACAAAAUCGCUGGCGGCGAUCGCAAAUUAAUUUUCUUUACAUAAGUAGAAAAUUUUUUAGAUAAUUUAAUGUACAAGUCAGCACGGAAUGAAUACACGUUUUUCUUUUUUUUUUUCACCUUUCACUGCCAAACUUGGAAAGUUAAUUUCUUCAAAAAUCGUGAAAGACGUCAAUAUUUCGAUCAUCGCCAUCUAAAGGUGGCCGAAUAAUAAUGUAAAAUAAAACAACAAGUUAGUUUAUCCUCA